Papilio xuthus (Asian swallowtail) is the source of this 1117-nucleotide messenger RNA. RefSeq lists its product as uncharacterized. The record is from RefSeq and is a predicted model, not a curated record. NCBI's taxonomy places the organism in Eukaryota, Metazoa, Arthropoda, Insecta, Lepidoptera, Papilionidae. The transcript is spliced from 3 exons. The coding region runs from base 123 to 797 and encodes 224 amino acids.
GUUUGGUUAAGUUUUUGUUUAUUUUAUUAUAAUCUAAAAAACCGCUAUUAUUACAAUUAAAGUUACAACAUAGCAAACAAACUUAGAAUCUUUUAUAAGUAUAUAUCAUUCAUGCAUUCACAAUGAUAUCGGAGUUCGCAAAAGAAAAAGUAUUUUGGACCCGAAAAAUGAACUUGAAAUUGGUGUACUUUAUUAAAAACAAUCCAAACGUUUGGAACCCAAAACAUCCAAAAUAUACGUCAGUCGAACACAAAGAUCAAACCUACGCGGAAUUUGCAACACUAUAUGGUAAUAAAUUUACUGGACAAGCUGUGAAAAACCGAUGGACUAAUAUCAGAUCAACCUUCGCAAACUAUUUGAGAAAAUUUAAAGCAAGCCGCGCAAACGGUGAGGAAUAUAAGAUAAAUUGGCACCUAUGGGGACCUUGCCAAUUUUUAAUGAAAGUUAACCGAACAAUCAAAGAUUCUUCUCUAAACUUAAACAAAUCAGACGAAAAGGAUUCAUCAUUAAUACAUAAUCAAUACAAUAGUGAUGAUAAUACAACAGAAGAUACUUUUGUAGAUACAAAUUGUAAAGCAAUUGCUGAAAAUCUUGUAAACAUAUUCAAAAAAAUGCAAAAUGAUCCCUUUGGUCUUGAUAAGAAUAAACAUGGUGAGGUUGGUCAAAUAGUGUCGAAGAGAUUAUCAGAAAUGGAUUCAUAUGAUGCGGGUAAAGCUGUAGUGAAAAUUAGUGAAAUUCUGUUAUUGUAUGAUGAACAGAAUUUAUUAAAUCCAAAUAAUUUUAAAAAUGAAUUGUGAAUGUAUUUGGAUUAAAAAUAUACAUUAUGGACUAUAUCCACUGCAUGAAUCAUCACUAUUCAAUAAAUAUUCAAAUCUGAAACUUAUUAAGAUGUUAUAAUUAAAAAACACAAAUUUAAAUACAAAGAGUCUGAAAAUAUAAUCUUCAUUUAAUAAAACCAGGGCAUAGUCACAAUUUUUCAAAUGCGGUUAGUCUUCAAAUUCUAGAUAUUAAUUGCAUUUAACUAAAUAUGAAUACAAAGAUGUUCUUCAGUAUAGCUUCUUAUCACCUUAAUGUUCUAAAAAACAUAUUUUUUAGAAUAUUUAAAUUAGUGGUAAAA